CAAAAGCCUCACGAGGGGAGGCAAAGAAGAUGAUGACAAAGAAGAGGACCAGGAGACGCCAUUACAGAGACAAACUCGCGUUGGCUGGUUGCAGAGUCUGUAGUGAUGGAUCAGCGAAAGACACACAAGUUGCGGCGUUUCCAGUUCUAUCUUCCGUGUGUAUUGCUUCCAGAUCUCAUCAUGGCGUCGCUCUCUGCCGCGUCGAGCCCCCAACAGCAUCUUUCAAUCCGAAUCCAGAAGAUUCAGUCAGUAGUAGCGAUGGAACAGCUUUGUGCUACGAUGAUUCUGUCCAGAUUGUCCCAUGGGGAUCAUCAGAAGAAGAGCUGAAGGCAUCUCAUGGCGAUGACAUGAACAAGACGAAAAUCUUGGAGGCGAUACGAUCUGUGUCAGUCCGGCGGUACAGGGCUUCCUUCGAGGAUGACGACACCAAGACAGUUCCGCUAGUUUCUCUACCAACCACUGGAAAAUUCCUUGCAGUGGUUUGCCAUGAACAGUUGGAAGAGGGAAAAGCCAGUGGAGAAGAUGAUCAUUUUGUGGCAAUACAUUCUUCCUUUGAAGCAGUUGUGCCACUCGUUUCCCUCAGAAUCCGCCAAUUGAACAUCAUCACCACUACUACUGAUGAUGAUCAUUCCAAUACUCUUUGGCUAGCCAAUAUCAAACGACAACUUGCCGGUAUUCAUAUCGCGUUUAGAGAGGGUGUCAUGACCACAAAACUGAGGCUUUCAGAUCAUCAUGCCUUGUCAAGAACCGAGAUCAACUUUGUCGUCGAGAGCGCAAGUAGUGCUGCCGGGACGGAGGAUGCCGGGGCAUUGCUGUAUAUGAUCAUGCCCAGUACACGAAUCUCCAUCGUCCAAGAAAAGCCGCCGACAGAACCACCAAGCAUUGUCCUCCCAAACAACAACUGCAAUGACACAUCAAUCAGCGAAGUUUCUACCAUGAUCAUUCAGACCGUGCAAUGCUUGAGAGGUGCACAAAAGGCACCGGUACCAAGGUCCUUCCUGUUGUCGGGGCCACCGGGUGUGGGCAAGACAUUUGCGGUAAAGAGAGCCUAUGAACUAUGCCAAACGAGUGGUCCCACACUGUUAGAGUCGUUGGGUUCCCUCGUCUUGAGUUCGGCCGGAGAUGGAGGUCCCGGUGAAGUCUGCCGGGUUCUCACGGAACGCUUUGAGAAAGCUGCCGCAACGUGCGACAAGGACGCCGACAGCGUGGCCAUCCUCUUUGUAGAUGAAUGCGAUUCCCUCUUGCAAUCGGAAAUGGUGGCAGCCGUAUUCUCGUCGCUCUUGGACCAAACAACAACAACAUCAACAUUUGACCGUGGGUGGCAGCGGAUCGUGGUAGUGGCAGCCACCAAUCACACGGAAAGCCUUCCAUCCUUUCUACGACGACCUGGCCGAUUGGAUCAGGAAAUUCACGUAAAACCUCCUGCGGCAGACGAACGAGCCGAGAUUCUCCAAUCUCUAAUGGCAAGCAAUACUAUGAUGGGUGGUGGAAGGGCAGCAGUUUCUUUGAGGCCCGAUGCCUUGAGAGAUUUGGCAGAAUUGUGUGUUGGUUAUGUGGCUGCAGAUUUGGUGGCAUUGGUUCGCCAAGUGCUGUCACUGGCAUUAGAGGAACAGCCCAACUUUGUAUGGGCUCCAGAACUGUUUCAACGAGCCAUGGUCGAUGUCAGGGCUUCGUCGCUGAGGGGCGCGGCUUCGUUUGCUCCGCCCAAGGUACGAUGGAAUGAUAUAGGCAGCGACCCGGCUGGAGCCCAGGAUACACUUCGUCAAGCCAUUGAGUGGCCUCGCACGAAACGGGAAGCAUUCCAAAGCUUGGGGCUACAGUCACCGGGUGGCAUUUUACUCUACGGACCGCCCGGCUGUGCAAAGACAACCUUAGCGAGGGCAGCUGCUGGAGCUGCCGGAACGGCUUUUGUUUCCUUCUCUCCGUCCGAUGUCUAUGCAUCGUCCUACUUGGGUGAAGCAGAAGCGGUGAUUCGUCGUGCCUUCAAAUUUGCCAGAUCCGCGUCGCCUUGCAUCCUUUUCUUUGAUGAGAUUGAUUCGAUUCUGGAUGGAGGAGGAGCGUCAGAGUAUGGAACCAACCGUUCAGGUGGAGCCGAGUCUCGAGUCUUGUCCACGUUUCUCAACGAAAUGGAUGGAGUGGAUGGGUCUAGUCAAGAUGGUGUACUCGUCUUGGGAGCCACCAAUCGUCCUUGGACGUUGGAUGCCGCACUGAUGCGUUCAGGGCGCUUUGACAAGGCGAUAUACGUUCCUCCACCCGACUACCCAGGCCGUCUGUCCAUUCUAAGAAUAUACUGCAGAGGUUGGGACAUUAGUGAGGAGGAACUUGAAGAAAUCGCAAGCGACAGAGUAUCAGCAAUGAUGACUGGGGCCGAAAUUGUCGGGGCUUGCCAUGCGGCAGCACUGCUGGCUCUGAAGCAAUCGGUCAAACUAGACAAUCCGCAAGAGUCUGUGAAAGUAGCUGCAGAGCACCUGACGGAAGUGUUCAGGGCAACUCAGCCAUUCUUGUCGAGUGAGGACGAUUUGGCUGUAUUUCUGGACUUCGAACGCAGCCGAAAAUCGCAAAGCAGCAGUGCUGGCAAGUCUUGACUUUGUUGAACAUCAGGAUGCACGUCCAAAGACAGACACCGUGCUGUUGCUGCUGUUCACCGUUGCUCUGGACAUGCAUGUCAAGUGUGCAUCCAAAACGCAAAAACUUCCUCAAGUCCCUGAAAGAAUUUGCUUGGCAUCAGGUGCAACACAUGCUUGGCUUGGUCGGAGUGUAGCCUUUACAGGAAAGGUGCAGUCUCAUGGCUGCAAUGGCAUGUGCAGCCAGCAGUACACGAUUGUGCGUCUUGUUCGCACCUCUUCUGUAUACCAGUACCGGUACCGGUGCCGACACCACCACCAAGCAAUACGGACUUUCGCAAAUGAAGACGAUGUUGUCGUUGUCGACCAAGUUUGCUGCUUGCUUGGGUGAGCCACAUCUCGUUCUCUAAGCCAGAGGGCAUUCCGAGCUUUGCGUGGAUACUAUUUGCCAGCAGAAUCUUGUGUGCAACAAACAACUAUCUAAACAAGCGAAGCCUGCCACCUGCAGCUCUCAUUGCAAGCAGCCAAAAAGCCUGGAGGGUGGAGGAUGUAUGCGGGGGCCGGCAAGUGGCAAGGCUGAACCUACCAAUACCGUUCCGUGUUAAAUGUACCACUGGUUGUGGAAGACAUUCUAGUCAAAGUAAGUCCUUAAUUAUUUGAAUACAAAUUGAAGUCCUAG
Molecule: messenger RNA, 3243 nt
Organism: Seminavis robusta
Lineage: Eukaryota; Bacillariophyta; Bacillariophyceae; Naviculales; Naviculaceae
Source: the annotation of a GenBank genome assembly